AUGGGCAAUUGCCUUAAACCGAGGGAUCCCUUAGAGGAAAUUCUUCCGAGAGAAAGCGGAAUCGAUGCAUCUGCCGUUAGAGAUGCUAAUCCACCGAUUAUAUGCCUAAUCGGUGGACCAGGAACAUCUCAAAGUGAACGAAUAAUUGUUGUCAUUUUUUUUUCAGUAACACAAUCGAUAAAAGUAACAGAAAAAUUUCGUUUGGUUAAUAUAAUAAGUUCUGACAUAUUACGAGACGAGGUACACACUAGAUCAGUUAAAGGAGUUGUAUUAGCAAGAUACAUGUCUCAAGGACGAUUGGUACCAGCCGACGUUUUGAUAGAACUCAUUAAAACUAAGUUGUUGGCACAUUUAAACACGGCAAGGGGUUUUUUAUUAGUAGGAUUUCCACGUGAAAAAGAUCAAGGAAAAUUAUUUGAAAGACAAGUGAAACCGUUUGAUCUGUUGAUCUAUUUAUCAGCAAGAAAUUCAGUAUUACGCGAAAGAGUAAUGGCAAAGGCAGUUACGUUGACCGAAAGACUCGAGGCAAGUGAAGAAAAAAUGAAAGAACGUAUAAAAGGUUUUCACAAAAUGAACAAACCUAUAUUACGUCAUUACAAAAACAAACUCGCGGUAAUUAACGCCGAAAAUGACGAUGAAAAAGUUUUCGAGGAUAUAUGUCGAGCUAUAGAGAAAACAUUGAAAAUAGUUUCACCGAUAAACGUAAUCGCCUAAUUAAUUAUUAAUUACUUUGAUACGAUAGAUUGUAAUUAUUU
Polistes dominula (European paper wasp) is the source of this 755-nucleotide messenger RNA. Its product is annotated as adenylate kinase isoenzyme 1. Gene Ontology annotation, biological process: nucleobase-containing compound metabolic process. NCBI's taxonomy places the organism in Eukaryota, Metazoa, Arthropoda, Insecta, Hymenoptera, Vespidae. Gene Ontology annotation, molecular function: nucleobase-containing compound kinase activity; ATP binding. The record is from RefSeq and is a predicted model, not a curated record.